Gavialis gangeticus (Gharial) is the source of this 1815-nucleotide messenger RNA. It is a transcript of the gene TRA2A, whose product is annotated as transformer 2 alpha homolog. Gene Ontology annotation, biological process: positive regulation of mRNA splicing, via spliceosome. The record is from RefSeq and is a predicted model, not a curated record. Gene Ontology annotation, cellular component: spliceosomal complex. The transcript has 8 exons. The coding region runs from base 55 to 888 and encodes 277 amino acids. NCBI's taxonomy places the organism in Eukaryota, Metazoa, Chordata, Crocodylia, Gavialidae. Gene Ontology annotation, molecular function: RNA binding.
CUGCCCGGCACUCGCGGGCCUGCUCCGCGCGGCUCGGCCCGGCCUGCCGGCACCAUGAGCGACGUGGAGGAGAACAACUUCGAGGGGAGGGAGUCUCGCUCCCAGUCAAAAUCUCCAGCUGGGAGUCCUGCUCGUGUAAAAUCGGAGAGCAGGUCAGGAUCUCGCAGUCCAUCGAGGGCAUCCAAACAUUCUGAAUCUCACUCUCGGUCAAGAUCAAAAUCCAGGUCCAGAUCAAGAAGACAUUCUCAUAGACGUUACACUCGCUCCAGGUCCCACUCCCAUUCCCAUUCCCAUAGGAGACGAUCUCGGAGCAGAUCAUACACACCAGAAUAUCGUCGUCGAAGGAGCCGCAGUCAUUCUCCAAUGUCUAACCGAAGGAGGCAUACUGGCAGCAGAGCUAAUCCAGACCCUAACACAUGCCUUGGAGUGUUUGGUCUCAGUUUGUAUACCACAGAAAGGGAUCUACGUGAAGUCUUUUCCCGCUACGGACCUUUGACUGGUGUCAACGUUGUUUAUGAUCAGCGGACUGGUCGAUCACGGGGAUUUGCUUUUGUUUAUUUUGAAAGAAUAGAUGAUUCUAAAGAGGCGAUGGAGCAUGCGAACGGCAUGGAGCUGGAUGGCCGCAGGAUCCGCGUGGAUUACUCCAUCACCAAGCGAGCGCACACGCCCACCCCGGGGAUCUACAUGGGCAGACCCACACACAGUGGAGGUGGCGGUGGUGGAGGAGCAGGUCGGCGUCGCGAUUCCUAUUAUGACAGAGGGUACGACAGAGGAUAUGACAGAUAUGAAGAAUAUGAUUACCGGUACAGGAGACGAUCACCUUCACCUUAUUAUAGCCGCUAUCGAUCGCGAUCAAGAUCCCGUUCAUAUAGCCCAAGACGCUACUGAAGACCAGAAGAGGUGCAGUUGAAGACAAGAUUUUUAAAUACCAAGUUCAGAUCUUAGCUUCCCCUUUGCCAACCUUCCCUUCCCUGCCCACCCAAAGCUCUCUUAAAGAUCUUUGGUUUAUUUGGAAUAUGCAUAUUUUCAGUUGAAGUAUUGCAGUUUUCCAUCCUUCUGAAAAUGUAAUUGUUGUAGUUUUGUGUAGUUAAACAUCUUAAGCAAAACUAAAUAGGAAACCCAAAGUAUUGAUACAUUUUGUAAGUCAUUCUGGUUUUGUUUUUAAAAUAAUUGGACUCCUGCCUAAUCAAAUAAGAAGAGAGCAAUGAUAUGUUUAGAGCUUGCAUGUCAUAUGUAAUAUACACAUUCAGAUGCUUUAAUAUAAAACUGUUUCCACAAUACUUGUUAAAUCUUUCUGUUGAAAUGUUUGCCUGUUACUUUUGAAAAAUACAUUACAGCUUUGAACUUUUUCUGUAAGGACAGGUUUCUUUUAGUCAUGAACCAGAGGAUUUCUUGUCAAAUUAGUCGCUUUGAGUGUAAAAUAUUAAAACUGUAGAGAAAAUUUUGGUUUUAUUUCUUUGGGAUAAAAAACCAGAUUAUUGUAUGCUGAAAAUUCUGGCAGUGUUUUCUAAAGAUUUAGACUGCUGCAACAGUGAACACCAUUUAGAGUUAAAAUUCUUGCAGAUCUGUUUUUUUGUUGUUGUUGUUGUAGUAUUCAGUUUAAUGUUUCCCCCAAAAUCAGUGCAGGAAAAAAAACUAUUUAUUGAACAUAGCAAUUAAAUAAUUUGCUGUUCAUAUAAAAAAAAAAUCCUUUUGGUAUUGCAAUGAUGGUCAGGCAAGUUCUAGUUUCCAAUCUUUUUGGAGUUAGCAGUAUGGAUGGAAACAUUACAGUUACAUAAGCCUCUUCUUCCUCAAUAAAAGUUAAUUCCACCCAGA